Triticum aestivum (bread wheat) is the source of this 1201-nucleotide messenger RNA. RefSeq lists its product as uncharacterized. The transcript has 3 exons. The record is from RefSeq and is a predicted model, not a curated record. NCBI's taxonomy places the organism in Eukaryota, Viridiplantae, Streptophyta, Magnoliopsida, Poales, Poaceae. The coding region runs from base 11 to 1069 and encodes 352 amino acids.
GAUCGGCACCAUGAUCCUCCACCGGACGGAGAACUGCUCCUUGUACGGCCUCGUCUCCUUCCUCUGCACACGCCACCGUCAUCUCACCGAUUUCGAUCAGGCCAUCUACUGCCUGCUCCAGGCAGACGGCGACCUACUCCUCACGGACCGCCGCCUCGAUGAUGACGACGAGGCAGCUGCCGGCUUGGACAGAGCCUUCUUGGCCGCCGCUACGGCGGCCUACCACCCCAACCCCGAUGCUCAAGCAAAGCUUUUGCGACGUCUAUGUCCAUGUGAUGAGCGGAUAUCAUCUAUCCUACAAGGUAGUACUGGCCAACUCUCCUCUCAAGAUGUUCAGUGCCUUGCCAGGUUGUUGUGUCCUGAGGCUGCCUGCGGCGAGCAGCCGCUUCGCCGGUUCCCCCAUCCAUGGUACUUGUCAUCGCAAACAAUGAUGUGCAAAAAGAUCAAUGCUGCAUUGAGUGCAUAUGCCGCGAUGCUCAGCGGGGAACCCAUGUAUGAGCUUCAUACAAUCUGUGGUGUGAACAAAUACGUGUCAGGCCCAGUUGGCACUGAUGCUAAGUGCUACCGCACCCAUGUCAAUUUCCUGGCAACUCCCAAAGGCACUCAGUUUCCUGCCGGCACAACUCCGCUGCUAUUCUUCGCUGAGGUUUGCAAUGAUGAUGAUGAUGACAGAGCUGGAAUGCCACAACCCUUCGUCUGUCGCGUGUGGGUGCCGUUACCAUGUGCCGGACGAGUACGGUGCCUUUACUGUGACCACAUGGGUAUUAGGAUUGUGCAUCCGGUUGGGGAAGACUUCCAUGGGCGCAAGUUGGAGUUUGAGAAGAUGGUCUGUGGAGAAGACCCCUGCGACGAUGAUUUUGAUCCUGCAGUGGACCAACCAUAUUACACCAAUACAAAGAUCAUCGACCAUAGUCGCGUCACAACGGAGAGGCUUAAUGGUAGGGUAGAAGAGGAUCGCCUUUACAAUGAUCCGUUGGAGGAUAGUGAUGGGUAUGGCAGUGACAUGACUUUGAUGAGCGAUGAGUAUGAUAGUGAUUUGGAUUCCAUGGCUGAUGAGCGUCAUGUCUAACAUCGUGUCGUAGCUGUUAUUAAGAUGUUGUAGAAUUGGAAGCCAUAGUAGGUAGAAGAGGGUUAACAGUUGACAGAGAACCUUGUCUUAGCCUGAGUUUUAGAUGAUGCACUAGUGUAUUGGAAUGUCGUA